AUGACUGCCAGCCCCAUGCCGCGCCGGAUCCGCCUUAAUAUGGAGCAGAAGAUCGCCAUGUGCAAGUAUACGAAGGAUAUGCGCGCCAAAGGCAAACUGUCCAACACACAGGUCGCAGCGUGGGCAACACGUGCGUUCAAGCUGGAAAAAUCUCUAUCACGCGAUGCCGCUCGCAAUGGUAUCGCUGGGGAGUCUAAGUGGGCCGCUAUGGAGCCCUGUCAGCUAGAGCGCAAGCAGCUCGUCAGCCACCCGUCAGCCCCCAAACCAGAAGACGGACGCUCGCAUUAUGAAGGCAAGGUGAUAAAGGCCAACGCUCUUUGCGUGAACGCAUUGCAAGAGCGUCACCGAAUCUCCAAGAAGCGGAAGCACGGCGAAGCUGCGUCAGUUGACCAAGAGGCAGCUGAAACCGGACGUGUGAAACUACGAAAGCUGACGGACUCGUACGCCCAGUCCGAGAUCUACAACAUGAAUGAGACCUCGUUCUUUUUUCGGAGCGAGGCUAAGUACACUCUCACGCAGAGGAAGGUGAUCUCUGGACGCAAAGACCCCAAACAUCGGCUGACACUGGCUCUAGCUGUGAAUGCUGAUGGCAGUGGUAAGCUCCCACUGCUUUACAUUGGCUCAGCAAAGGUUCCUCGAGCCUUUGUAGGGUGGAAGGAACUUGGCGUGCUAUACGCUAACAGUAAAAAAGGCUGGAUGAAUACGGUAAUUUUCAAGACGUGGCUACACUCGGUUAACCUGCAGAUGUGGAAGGAAGGUCGCAGCAUUUUGCUGCUCGUCGACAACGUGAGUUCACAUACACGACCCGCCAUUGCAUUGAGCAAUGCACGUCUGGCGUUUUUUGCCCAAGAAUACGACUUCGUGUUUGCAGCCGUUGGAUCAAGGCAUUAUUCGAGCCUUAAAGAGUAAGUACAGGGAUUUAAAGGUACUUGACUGUGUCGACCGCUUUUUAGAAGGGCGGGACCAAGAGAAAGUUGAUAUCUACACCGCUCUUUGUUGGAGUACGACGAGAUCUCGCCCAAAACCAUUCAGAACUGCUGGGCAUUCUGUCGGACCUCGCUUCUUAGCUAAAUAUCAGUAC
Messenger RNA from Phytophthora infestans T30-4, 1081 nucleotides. RefSeq names its product DNA binding protein. Gene Ontology annotation, molecular function: DNA binding. The transcript is spliced from 3 exons. Gene Ontology annotation, cellular component: nucleus. The record is from RefSeq and is a predicted model, not a curated record. The coding region runs from base 1 to 909 and encodes 302 amino acids. NCBI's taxonomy places the organism in Eukaryota, Oomycota, Peronosporomycetes, Peronosporales, Peronosporaceae.